Molecule: messenger RNA, 1807 nt
Organism: Chanos chanos (milkfish)
Lineage: Eukaryota; Metazoa; Chordata; Actinopteri; Gonorynchiformes; Chanidae
Gene: ifrd1
Product: interferon-related developmental regulator 1
Exons: 12
Coding region: 158-1456 (432 amino acids)
Cellular component (GO): nucleus
Source: RefSeq, a predicted model, not a curated record
AAUGUAUCGCUUUCGUCUGCAGUCUUUCACCGGAAUCGCUUACAAUUCUUUUCUGUCCUCUACGCCAUUGGAAGAAAUUCAUCUUAAGAGACAUCACAGUAAAAACUGGCCGUGUAUUGGCUGAUUUUGGGUAUAUUUUUCCUACAUUUAUACGAAAAUGCCAAGGUCCAAGAGGAAGGGCGGCAGAGGUAAGCCAGGGGGGCAGCACAGUGUUGUGCAACCAUUCAGUGAUGAGGAUGCCUCCAUAGAGACUCUCAGCCACUGCAGUAGCCUCAGCGACUCAACCAGCACAGCAGAAGAAGGUUUGUCUGGUGAGACAGAGGAUGUGGCUCAAGAGGAUUUUCAGUACAGGCUGAAGGCUUUCAUUGACAGCACUGUGGAUAAAAGUGCUAAAACCAGACAGGGUGCCCUAGAUGGACUGAAAACUGCCAUGGCAACCAAGAUCUUACAUGAGUUUAUCCUUGAGAGAAGGAUGACCAUUUCAGAUAGCAUUGAACGCUGCUUGAAAAAAGGUAAAGGGGAAGAGCAGUGUGCAGCAGCCUCUCUGGCUUGUCUCCUGUGUAUUCAACUGGGCUCUGGGAUUGAGAGUGAAGAAGUGUUCAAGACAUUAAAACCCAUUUUCAAAACCAUUCUGGCUGACGGGGCAGCAAACAUCCAAGCCAGACAGGCUUGUGCAACAAGUCUGGGCCUCUGCACACUGGUGGCAGAAGAUGAUAUCCUGGAUGUCUAUGCUACCAUGGAGUGCUUUGAGAGCCUCUUCACCAGGUCCUACAUUAGAGAUGAUGGAAGUCGGCCAACUGUCAACCCUCAGACUACUCAGCUCCAUACCAAUGCCUUGCUUUCCUGGGCUCUUCUCCUCACCAUCUGCUCAGCAAGUCAGAUCAAAACCAUCCUCCAUAAGCAUCUUCCCAGACUGCCACGGCUGCUUGAGAGCGAUGACGUUAAUUUGAGGAUCGCCGCCGGCGAGACCAUCGCCUUGCUUUUUGAGCUGGCCAGAGACAUCGAUCCAGAGUUUGACUUUGAUAACUGGGAGCCACUGUGUGACAAGCUGAAUGCUUUGGCCACUGACUGCAACAAACACCGCGCCAAGACCGACAAGAGGAAGCAGCGCUCUGUCUUCAGAGAUGUCCUUAAGGCUGUCGAGGAGGGAGAGUUCCAAAACGAGACGAUUCGGUUUGGUACUGAGCGCAUGGUGAUUGACAGCUGGGUGAGGAAGAGGACGUACGACGCGUUCAGAGAGUUUGUAGGUGCUGGAAUGAACUACCAUCUCCAGGCAAACGAGUUCAUCCGAGAUGUUUUUGAACUGGGGCCACCGAUCCUGAUCGAUUCCACUGCCCUCAAGGCUAUGAAAAGCUCUAGACUGGAGAGGCAUCUGUACAACGCUGCUGCAUUCAAGGCUCGCACCAAGGCCAGGAGCAAGUUUCGGGACAAGAGGGUGGACGUCGGGGAGUUUUAGCUGUCUUUGAUGCUUUGCUAUACUUUUUCACCAACCUCGGAUUGUUUGGGGUCCAACCAGCUUUUUUUUAAACCUGUUUAUAAAAUGUGUAGUUGCUAAUUGUAGUAGAAUUAUUUAUCAAAAUAUUUAAGUGUUUGAAUUUGUCUGUAUAAAGUAAUGGUGUUUCCUGUUUGUUUUUCUAUCUUAAAAGUACUUGAGCAACCAUAUAUCCUUGAUACCGUCAUAAUUAUAUUAAGAUGCACUAAGUUGCUGGCUUAGGAUCUGAACCUGUGUAUAACUAGACAUUCUGUUGUGCUGUAAUAGUUGAUUAGUGUUAGUGAAGAGAAAUGAAUAAAACUGGUCCUGAAGGAA